Messenger RNA from Oncorhynchus gorbuscha (pink salmon), 2272 nucleotides. RefSeq names its product zinc finger translocation-associated protein-like. Bases 356 to 2272 code for a protein of 638 amino acids. Gene Ontology annotation, biological process: negative regulation of DNA-templated transcription. The record is from RefSeq and is a predicted model, not a curated record. The transcript has 6 exons. NCBI's taxonomy places the organism in Eukaryota, Metazoa, Chordata, Actinopteri, Salmoniformes, Salmonidae.
GGCCCCAAGCUCGGCUCCCUACCCCGAAGACAAGCAGAGCCUUAAAAUACAUACAGGAGGCCGCUAUAGCUUACCAUAAACAAGAGAUACUCACACCCGCAGACUCGAAGAAGGAUAUGACCGACCAAAUGUCGAGCUGAUAUAUGAAAAGUUAACUUGGCUCCAGAGCUGAGCGCGUGGGGGGACGAGGGGCACAUUAUAAAGACAGUACGGGGGCACCCUAAAAUCGAUGGGUCCGAACGUGUUAUAGAUAGCUUACAAAACGCGUGCCGAAUGAUUCUCCAAAAAUACCGUGCCUCCCUGGUUUAUCAAGGCGAAUUGAAGGCAAUCGUAAAUAGUGUAACGUUGCAGAGUAAUGGAAGAGAAAGAGACGGGGGAGAGCGAGCCCGUGGUCCACCCGUGUGCUGAGCAGACAGAUUCUCUCUCAUUAAUAAUAAGCGGAGAGGAGGAAGCAACACGAGAGCCCAGUGAUUUGGGACACUGUUCAAGAGAGGAAGACGGUCUGACCAAUGGCCACGUGGACAAUGACGGCGAUGAGGAGAUGGUUACCCCACUCUGCUCCCCGGGCACCAGCUACUGGAGUGUCACAGAGGGUCCCGACUCCCCCUUUCUCCUGUCCCCCGUCCCGGGCCCCUCUGGGAUCAAGGAGAGGGUCCAGCGCGCCUCCCGUCCCGGCUUCAGCCGCAUCCCGGGCCGGGACCACCGGCGCUACUACCACGAGUACUGGCGCAGCGAGUUCCUGAUGGACUUUGACCCCCGUCGCCACGGCAUGAUCUGCAUGGUGUGUGGGAGCUCGCUGGCCACUCUCAAACUCAGCACCAUCAAGAGGCAUAUUCGACAGAAGCACCCAGAUUCCCUGCUGUGGAGUGUGUCCGACAAGGAGGUGAUUCGCUCGGGCUGGGAGAGCCACCUGAGUCUGGAGGGGGGCCAGAGGUUGUACUGUCCGGCCGGAGGUGUGGUCGCCAUCUCGCAGGGUCAGGAGGAGCAGCUGCUGGACUGCGCACACCGCUCCACCGGGAAACCAGAUGGUAUGGUGACCCCCAAACUCCAGCCCCGAUCCACCACCCCAUCUCCCCAUACACCGGCCCCCCUCCAGCAGCAGGAGGAGCUCCCUGGGCCUUCGGCCCGGACUCUGGAGCGCUACCUGAACGACUCGCUCCACGCCUGGUUCCGACAGGAGUUCCUCAUGGAGUACCAGGCGGAGGCGGGCAGGCUGGUGUGCAUGGUGUGUGGCCGCCCGCUGCCCUCGCUCCACCUGGACCACAUCAAGAGCCACGUGCUGGACAUCCACCCUCAGUCGCUGGUCUACAGUUCGGAGGAGAAGCACGGCAUCCUGCAGACCUGGGCUCAGACGCAUGAAUCUGACCCCCUGAACGACUUCAUCAAGUCGGAGCCCAACACCAAAGACGAGAAAGAGGUUGGGGUGGACUUCUUCCAUGAUGACCUGGAGACCAUCCAGAUUGGCGCAGACAACGAUGAGGCAUUGUCCCAGAUACACGACAUGCCCAGGAAGAGGCGUCUCCUCGGGGGCUUCCCCUGGCGCCUGCGCCUGGACUACCUGGUGGCCUAUGGGCCUCAGGGUCGUGGCACCUUCUGCAUGGUGUGCUCCCAGGCCCUGCCCGUGGCCAAGGUGAGCAGCUUCCGGCGCCACAUUCAGGACUGCCACCCUGAGACCACCAGCCUGGCCCGGGAGGAGAGAGAGGCCAUGGCCGAGGCCUGGACCAAAGAGGCCCCGAUGGAAGACCACCUGGCUGUGCAGAUGAAAGAAGAAGUGGACCCUGGUGACAUCAUCAGCGUCCAUGUGUCAGGAGAGAUGGGUGAAAAGGCAGCACCGGACAACAACAACAACAACAACAACCACCACCGGACCCCCAAGAUGUCCGCCAUUCAGACAGUGAAGAAGGAGGAGGGAGUCGUCACCAUACCUGCCACUCUGGGACGCCAUGGACACUACCCGGGCAAGGACCAGCGGCGGAACUACCAGGUGCGCUGGCGGAUGGAGUUCCUGAUGGACUAUGACUGCCGGCGACACGGGCUGAUCUGUAUGGUGUGCGGGGCGACGUUAGCCACUCUUAAAGUCAGCACCAUCAAGAGACACAUCCAGCAGGUCCACCCUCAUUCUCUGGAGUACAGCUCUGACGAGAGACAGCAAGCCCUGCUCAGCUACAACCAGACAGCCCUGCACUUCGUCCACUCGGACGACUGUUUCUCCUCCCUGGACCACGGACACUCGGCAGUCGGAGAGACGGCCGCCAGCCUCUUCGUCAGUUAA